AUGGGGAUUUCAGUCGCCGAGGAAUUGGAGGGCGAGUGCUUGAGUCUCCUUUUGCAGGUGGGAGUUGUGCCAGGUUCGCGGCUCGAGGUGGUGAAGGAGAUGGCGGAGUCGAAGCAAUCAACAGUUCCCUUCAUUAUCUUUUUUUCUCAUCAUGUUCUUUCUUCCCUCUUAACUCGCCAGAUCGAACAGUCAUCAGAGAACUGCCGAAUACACAUCGGCGACUAUGACUAUAGUGAGAGUCUCUAUGAAUCCCAGCUUGCUGUGUUGUCUGCUCUGGACUCUCUUUGGUUAAGGGGUGAUCGAGAGCUAAAUCUCUUCGGCACCACUGCACCACCUCCAACCUCACACCACGAGCAGGUUACUCCAUUUGUCUCCCUUUCUAUUCUGUCCAAACCUGAUGCACUUAGAUGCUGGGUCAUAGCUUGAUGUCAGGUCAGGAGUUCUACUUGGAUUUGGAAAAGCUCCGGGGAUGUUCCAACAGAUUUUCAUUUAGGCUUGCAAUGAGCCACCCAAAAGAAUUGCUAAUUAGUGGCUACUGGGGAUGUUCAGCAAAUUUAGUUUUCGCGUGUAUAGAGCACUACUUUGAUUUGAUAUAUUGGCAAAGUUGAGAGUGAUCUCAAUUAGUUCGUAGCUAGACUCAUGUGUUACUUUAUGAUAAAACCCAGGAACCGCAAUUGAAACUGUGCUCAUUCAGUGGUAUCUUAUAUACAGAUGUUUGAACAUAGUUUUUGCUUUUAAAAGGUG
Molecule: messenger RNA, 744 nt
Organism: Linum tenue
Lineage: Eukaryota; Viridiplantae; Streptophyta; Magnoliopsida; Malpighiales; Linaceae
Source: the annotation of a GenBank genome assembly